UGCACCACGUUCUAUCCCUACGUGGCCAUCAGCUUCUUCUUAGAACUGCUCGGAACGAUGAGUAUUCUGCCAUGUUUCAUCGUCGUAAUCAGGAGUAUUGCAGAAGUUGACAAGCCAGUUGCCAUUGGACUUUACAGCUUUUUAUACACUAUCCUGGGCUGGUUUCCUGCCCCUGUCCUGUACGGCCAAGUUGUGGACACCACGUGUCUGCUGUGGAGCUCCGGGUGCGCGGGUAGAGGCUCGUGCUCCCUGUACGACCUGCGCGCCUUCAGACAUCGAAUGUUUGGCACGUUCUUCACCACGCGCGUCGCAUAUCUCGUCUUCCUCGUCAUCGCCUUAGCCGUUGCGUCACGGAUGAAGAAACCUUUCUUUGCUCACUGCGAGGCCGAACCUGAAGUGUCCACGGUGCCGAAGGAUGAGAAAGUGGUGCUAACAAAGAACAUGACCACUGUUGAAGUCGUUAAUAAGAAAGAAAUUCUUUGCGAUUCCUUGACAAGCACAACACUAGUGUAAACAAAAACAAAAACCUUGUGACAUUAGUAGGUCAAAUGUCGUAGAACAUGUAGGUGUAGGUGUACCAACAAUCCGUCUUUUUGUAUAGAAAAGGAGAAAAAUAAUUAUACGACACAGACAAACACACACACACGCACGCACGCACGCACACACACGCAAAUGAUCACGUGCAUAUCAUCUCUCAUCGUUACCUAAAAACCUGAUGAUGUCAGUGUUUUUAAUGUAUUGGAUUUGAGAUCGCAUUUAAAUUAAAUUCCGCUUUUAAUAUGGUGCUUUGUAAAUUAAGCAUUUAUUUUUUCCUUUGUUUGUGUUUCCUUCUUAUACUGUGAGCCGAAUUUUGGAUUUAAACAAACGAAAAAAUCUUUGGUUACGACGGAAUGAGCUUCAAAGAUGUCAAUUAAAAUUUAUCUGUAUCCACCAAAUACAACAUCGGCGCCUGAUGGCUUAGAUUAAAAAACAAAACAAAACAAAAUUUCCUUUAAAAUAAAAAGAAGAAAUUCUUUUACAGUGAGAACUCUCAGGUAAUGAUUCUCUAUGAAGUGCCAGAAACACGGUGGAAACCUUUCAUAUGUGCGAAGACCAUGGACACAUACAUACAUCCAAUUUUAGCUGGGAAAAAAGCAAAGUUUAAAAACUGUUAUUUUUAAAGUGUAGAUGAAAGAGUAGCAGGUAUAUGUACAUAUCAUUGACCAGAAGAACACUGUUAUUUGUCGCUAGAAAAUAAAAAUAUGCAGACCAUCCCUGUGUUUUCUAAAUAGAUGCACACAAGACAACUAAGGAGUUGGCCUGAUGUUAAGACCAAGCCUGUAUACUGUGAACUUUAUUUAUUUCUUUCAGGCAGUUUUAUGGAAAGAGCAAAAUUAUGAUUAAAAAUAUAAAAUUGUAACUUGAA
Pomacea canaliculata is the source of this 1405-nucleotide messenger RNA. Its product is annotated as solute carrier organic anion transporter family member 2B1-like. The transcript has 3 exons. The record is from RefSeq and is a predicted model, not a curated record. Gene Ontology annotation, biological process: transmembrane transport; sodium-independent organic anion transport. The coding region runs from base 58 to 513 and encodes 151 amino acids. NCBI's taxonomy places the organism in Eukaryota, Metazoa, Mollusca, Gastropoda, Architaenioglossa, Ampullariidae. Gene Ontology annotation, cellular component: membrane.